Molecule: messenger RNA, 2836 nt
Organism: Chlamydomonas reinhardtii
Lineage: Eukaryota; Viridiplantae; Chlorophyta; Chlorophyceae; Chlamydomonadales; Chlamydomonadaceae
Exons: 1
Coding region: 51-227 (58 amino acids)
Source: RefSeq, a predicted model, not a curated record
GAUGCGCGCUUUCUCGCGUUGGUCUUUGGUUGGUGGAUGGUAGUUUACCCAUGCGUCAGGGUUGGAAGGGGGCGGCAGGUGCCGUGGGGAAGGGGGUAGAGGCGGAGGGCAGCGAGGGGGACGCUGGAAAGGAGGGCACGGUGGUCGAGGGCAUCACCGCAUUCAUGCACCGUUUCCAGUCCACCUCGUGUUGUAGUGAUGAUGGCGUGUGUGUGGUGGCUUACUAGUAGGUUGUCAAUGCGCUCAUGUGCGGUGCCGUGGCUUGGUCUUGUAGGUAUGUGUGGGGCCGGGGGUGUUCGUGUGUGGGCGGUGUGAGUGGGUGCAGGCCCGCAGAGGCGGUGAAGGCAAUGUGGGCGCGGUCCGAAGCGUUCAGCUGGCCCGUGCUGCGGUCGGAGGGGAACAGCACUGCGUUCCAGUCACCUCCCAUAAGGAGAUGCUCUUUAGCGGCUGUCGUUUUGGCGGCUUGGUCGGUGCAGUAUUUGUAGAUUGCAGCGCGGGUGGUGUCGUCGCUGGGGGCGUAUAUGCCGAUGGCGUGUACUGGCGUGCUCUGGGGUGGUGCAAUGCGUAUGUGGCAGACGUGGCCUGCCAAGCGUGCGUCUGUGUUGUGUGCAUUCAUGUUCGUGGUGCCAGACGGGUGGCCAAAGCGGUGGGUGACACCGACCAUGACGCCAGCAUGUGGGCGGGUUCCCUCUCGUGGGCUGUAGGGUGCGUUGCUGGUGUAGGUUUGGUAGUGCGAGGAGAGGCCCUUGUUCGCGCUGCCCAUGCUGUAGUGGAGGCGGGUGGGAAUUUUGGUUUCUGUGAGGAAGAGCAUGUCCAGGGUGUGUGUGGUGACCGUGUGGAGGAUGCUUUCAUGGGGGCUCAACAGUUCCCUGGUGUUUAGGGUGAGGACAGAGAUACGCCCGUCAGGGAGUGGGGAGGGGCUGGUCUGGGCUUGGCCGGUUACGGGUUCAUUGGGUGUGUUUUGGAGUGUGGCUGCGUGUUUCCUCUUGUGCGCCAUUGCUAUGGUGAUCUGUUGGGGCUUCUUGGCUGGCGGUGGUGCACUGGAGGCGCAUGUGCUGAGCUUGCGUAGUUUUGGCAGGGGGUUGGGUGUACGCCUGGCGGGGCGUUUUGUGGGGCCCGCUGGUUUGGGCAUGGCGAGUAUGGUUGUGUUGGUCUGUGUGGCGGGACCAAGGUUAGCAUUGGUAGGUGGGCCGGGGGGUGGUGUGGUAGCGGGGGCAGCAUUGGGGGCAGCGGCGGGGGUAGUGGAGGGGUUAUGUGGAAGGGCUGCGGGCAAAGGGUGGGUUCUAGUUGCAGUGGGUUGCCCAACGGUGUGGCCAUCUGGGUCGUGUUUGCGUUUGGUGCCUGCCUGUGGGCGGGUGCUGGUGGUGGUGCGAACAGGGGUGAGGCGGAUGCCCUCGUGUGAGAGGGUGAUGCGGGUGGUGGGGGGCUUGAUUGUCGGGAUAUCCCGGAUGUUGAAGUCGGUGGAUAUUUCGGGGUGUCGUUGGUAGGUGAGGGUUAGGGCGAGGCCGCGUCCUAGGUCCGUCCACCGGUAGUAUUCAGGUUGCACCAUGUCGGCGUUCGUGAGGGGAAUUGCGCGUGGUUUGUUUGAGUCGUGCAACCACCAACGGCUGUUUGCGUGUUUCACGGUUCGGGCGUGGCCGCCGUGGAUAAGGAUAAAGCCGAUGUGGCGGGAUUCAGAGGGGAUGGCGUUGAGUGCUUCGUGUUGGGUUAGGCCGCCGGGGAAGGAGCAUGCCGUUAGCUGUACGUGGGGGACAGCUGGCAGGGGGGAGCAGGUGGUGACUUUGAGACAGUGGUUAAGAAGGCCGUAGUCUAUACUGUUGGCGAUUAGGUAUGUUGCCCAUGUAGGCACCGAGGCCGGGGAAUCAUGGUGAAGGAGCUGACACACCCGGGAGUGUAUAGUGGGGGGUGUGAAGAGGCGUUUCUAAAGGAGGUUGUUGCUUGCAUGGACAAGACAGGAGCGAUUGCCUCGUUGUCUGUCGUGUUGGUGCAUUGCUCUGACAACGCGGGUGGCUGAUUUGAGGCGUGUGCUCUUGCUGCCGGCGUGUCUGCUCUGUGUGUCGAGCGGCCGUGUGGGCAGUGGCUGGCUGGUGUAUCUGGUGCAGGCGGGUUCAUCAACGGUCACGUUUAAGGCAUGAUUGAGGUAGCAGUUGAUUGCUUGCCAUUGUUGGUGGGGUGCACCAAAAGUGCCCUGCCAUCCCAGUGCCCGGACCAGGUGCGUCCAUUUUCUGUCUACACUACAAGAGCACAGUCCAGUACGUCAGUAGGGCUAGUGUUGCAGCUAUGAGGAGGGUCAUUAUUACAAGACACAGUGUAGUAGUGCUGACCACAACAUGAGGCUGAUGAGCGCCUGAGGCUGGGGGUCCAAUUUCUCAGAACGAGACACCCUGCGCGCACGAAAAACACGCAGCUAUUCCUAGCAGCACCCUGUUUCAGUGGGCCAGCCCCCUUGCGCUUGAAGCCUACAUACUGUGGGACUCGCUGGCGGUGACCGGCCGCGAACCCAGUGCUCGUAUCUUCCAUCUACACUGUAGAAAUCUGCCCAAAAUCCGCCGAAGGCGGAGAAAAAUUUUUGGGUUUGGGUGCCACGCAUCUACGCAGUGUAGACGGUUUUGGCCGGUUUUGGCGCAAAAAUGGGGGAAGCGUAGACCUUUUGGGGGGCUUGGGGCUUAAGUGUAGAUGCCGCGGUCAGGGUCAUCUACGCAUGUGUAGAUGCCAGGUGCCUGAGGGCAUCUACAAGAUACGAGCACUGCGCGGCGAACCUGGCCGCUAACUUGACAGCGAGGCUUGCGCAUUGUCCCCGGGGGUGUGCUGACGAGUUUCCGGAAAAUUUCUCGAU